Molecule: messenger RNA, 1579 nt
Organism: Lethenteron reissneri (Far Eastern brook lamprey)
Lineage: Eukaryota; Metazoa; Chordata; Hyperoartia; Petromyzontiformes; Petromyzontidae
Gene: SH3YL1
Product: SH3 and SYLF domain containing 1
Biological process (GO): regulation of ruffle assembly
Cellular component (GO): ruffle membrane
Molecular function (GO): phosphatidylinositol binding; protein binding
Source: RefSeq, a predicted model, not a curated record
GGCGAUAACACGGAAUUAGACACGCGGGCGCGGUAACCACGGAAUCGUCAACACGACCGCCUCUUGAAUCUUGUCCGCGUUGUCUUAGACUAAAUGAACAAUCCUCUGCCCUGCAACCUCAGGUCUGAGGCCAACAAGGCAGCCAAGAUCCUGCAUGAGUUCACACAGAUCUCGGCAAGAAAUGGCCCGGACAAAAUCAUCCCUGCCCACGUGAUCGCCAAGGCCAAUGGGCUGGCCAUCCUGUCCGUGUUCAAGCUGGGCUUCCUCGUGACGGCGCGGGGAGGCAGCGGCAUCGUGAUCGCUCGGCUGCCCGGCGGUGGCUGGUCGGCUCCGUCGGCGAUCGGCAUCGCUGGGCUCGGCGGAGGAUUCGAGAUUGGCGUCGAGGUCUCGGACUUGGUGAUCAUCCUCAACACCAGGCGGUCGGUGGAAGCGUUCACGAAAGGAGGCAACGUGACGCUCGGAGGAAACCUAACGGUGGCGAUCGGUCCCUUGGGCAGGAAUGCGGAGGCGGACGUGGCGCUGCGCAGCACGUCGGCGGUGUACACCUACUGCCGGUCUCGCGGCCUCUUUGCCGGAGUGUCGCUGGAGGGCUCCUACCUGGUGGAGAGGAAAGACGCCAAUCGCAAGUUUUACUGCGCCGAGCUGCGGGCGAGCGAGAUCCUCGCGGGGGAAGUGAGUCCCCCCAAGGCGGCAGAGCCGCUGUACGAGCAGCUCGAGAACUACCUGAUAGAGGCCGACCAGGACAUGCUGCACGAGGCCACGAAGACCUCCCGCAAGAAGUCCCACCGAGACGUCCCGCCCAAGCCCAGGAAGACGGAGAGCGUGCGCUCGCAGGCGAGCCGCCCGGCCGCGUGGCAGUCUGUCCGCCAGAAGCCGUCGGGGUCGUGGUCCCGGGGCGCCGACGGCGACUCUCAGGCGGCGGCGGCGGUGGUGGCGGUGCGCCCCUUCAGGGGCCAGCUGCCCUGCGACCUGAGCUUCGGGUUGGGCGAGCGAAUCGAAGUGGUGACCCGCACCAAGUCCCGCGACGACUGGUGGGAAGGCCGCCUGCACGGCCGCCUCGGGAUCUUCCCCGCCACAUACGUGCGGGACUGCUAGGCGACGGGCGCAAGCGGUGGCGGCAACGUAUCGGUGACGGUGCAUUGACAACAAUGUAUCGACGAUGAUGUGUCGGUGACGACAUAUCAAGGACAAUGUAUCGGUGGCCACGUGUCAAUGACCACGUGUCGAUGGCCGUGUUCGUGGUCUGGGUGUUUUUUCUGGAAGCUGCUGGAUUUUAAUGCGUUGAGAAUAAACUGUGGGGAAAUAUAGCGCCAGUUACUUUGCAACCUGUACACGUAUGUAGUAGCACUUUGUGUAAACUGAUGACGAAGACAGACGUAUAUAUAUUCACGGCUUAUUAUCAUUUAUUACACCCAGAAUUCUCUUGCAGUGCCAUGAGAGGUUUUAUAAUUACGCAAGUGAACACAAUAUUAUUAUGGGUUGUUUUGAGAAACAAAAUAUAUGAGCUGAAAUGUUUUGUAAUAUAUAUGCAAUACAGUAUAACAUGCUAUAUGCAAUAAAUACGGAGUUUAAUUUCUUG